AUGGUUCCCCCUACCGAUAUCUCAUACAAUCCUUCUCGGAGCAAUGCUCCCUCUUCAUCACUUCCAGAGCACAUGCAUGGCCUCAUCGACCUUGCCACUCUCGCCGAUAUGAACCGGUUCCUCGGUGAGAGCCUUUCACAGGAUGACCUCGCCUUGGCUGGCUGGAUAAAAGAAAACUUCCUCUACGAGCCUCUGCAGCAAACCAGCAGGCCCGUUCGUACACCAGAAGGCUUCAACAAACUUGACCAUGCCUAUCGACGCGUGCGAUCACUCACCAACAAGGUCCAAGACAAGUGGCCCUUCUUUGACCAAAACUUCAAGGCCAUGUCUACGAGUACCGUACGAAACAAUUCUCGUGGUGAGAUCUCACCGGGCGUCAUGUUCCAGCACAAGCAUGGCGCAGCGCAAGUAAACGGUGGCAAUCCUACGAACGCUUCGCCGACACCUGAGCUACAAGUGCCAUUUGGUGCGCAUCAGCUGGGCCGAAAUCGUUUCCAAAGGAAAGACCCCGUGGACUUCUCUGAACAUGAGCUUGCCCCACCUCCUUCGAAACUGUUGACCCCACCAAAGUCGUCACCAGAGAAAGUAGGCCAGUUUACUUCCUCAAGUUCGAGUCCGUCUCUGCAGUCAACUACAGUGGAUCCCACCAAGUUUGUCGGCCUGAUACAGUAUACUGAUAUGAUUUACAAUCCCUCUAGACAACCUAGUUCCCAACCGGAGGCAGUAAUUCUGGACGGCAAACAGAUUGCCUGUGACGCGUCCCAUGAUAUUGUACCCAUACAGACAGACAAUGACCCCGAGCGUAACACCAAUGAUUUGCGCGCGGCAGGAGUCGGAUCAGAUUUGACGGCACUGCGUAACCCUAAUGUUGGCAAUAUCCGCGCAAAAUCUAAGUCUAUCAUGGGAACAAAAGCUAGGCCAGCGACAACACCCUCAUCUGUCUCCAUUCCCGCGAACAGCUAUGACUCCAUGCCUACUGUCCAAUCACCAUAUAAUCCAUUCAAAACCGAAUAUAUUGAGAAUAACGAGGCGACAGGGCUCCCUUUCUUGGGCCUAACCCUGGUUGUUCACGAUGAGGAGACGGCCGAUGUUGUCGUCAAACCUGAAAAGCCACGAGUUCGAUUCAGUGAUGUCAUAUCCGAAGAUUCCUCUUCUUCCUAUUCACUCGCUGUCGAAUCAGAUCCUGUAGUCUCCAACCUCGACAGGCUUCCUCCAAAAUCACUUAGGCGUGCUAUCAAACGCAAGAGCAUGUCGAGCUCCCAGACCAUAUCCCGCAAACGAGCUCGAUCGUCCAAAUUAGGAGACGCGUCUGUCGCAUUUGGGAGAGAUGCUACAAUCGGUGCUGAUAUCGCGCAAGAAGAUGAAAAGAUUGGUGUCAUAACUCGCCGUAGCACACGACGCUCUGUCGCUGCAGAAAAUGACAUGAGAACGAUUGCGAAGAUCAAAAAAACUAAAGACGAGCCUGACAGGAAUAAUGAAGAACCCAAGUUUGAAGACGAAGAUGCUACGAUGGUUGAUGUCGAGGCGGAACGUUCAACGACAGGUCAGGAGAAGCUGACGCCAAUCUCCAGUCUCAAGGCGAGUAAGGCCCUACCAAAGGUUGUCCCUAGAUCGACUUCGCAGCCGAGCGUGCCUGAAGCAUCAAUUCCUGUCGACAAGUCAGCCUCUAGGAUUUUUGCCCCCGGGUUGCAAAUGUCUCCCACACAAGAGACCGCAAGCAGCUUCACACAAGUGCCGCAGCUUCACACCCCGCCUUCAAUUGCCAUUGAUGUCCAGCAAACCGUACCCACCAAGUCAGAAGUAGGCAAAGUUGAGUACUUCGCUCGUGUCCACACCACGACUGGACCCAGGGAAAUCUCCAUAUCUGCAGACAAGAUCAAGGAUGAAGACAAACAGCUCUUGAAGAAGUACGCUGUAUUUGUAUCAAAGAAGGAAUCAGCGGUUAUUGAUUUCGAUGUGUACCGUGAGAUCUACGUGUCUGCGAACAUGGAUGCUACCAAGAGCCUGUUUUGCUGCUACUACAACGGGGACUUUUGGCCUUUUUUCUUCUUGGCCAUCACCAAGGUGGCCAAAGUUGCAUAG
Plenodomus lingam JN3 is the source of this 2082-nucleotide messenger RNA. The record is from RefSeq and is a predicted model, not a curated record. Lineage: Eukaryota; Fungi; Ascomycota; Dothideomycetes; Pleosporales; Leptosphaeriaceae.